Oncorhynchus tshawytscha (Chinook salmon) is the source of this 3598-nucleotide messenger RNA. It is a transcript of the gene saxo2, whose product is annotated as stabilizer of axonemal microtubules 2. NCBI's taxonomy places the organism in Eukaryota, Metazoa, Chordata, Actinopteri, Salmoniformes, Salmonidae. The record is from RefSeq and is a predicted model, not a curated record. Gene Ontology annotation, biological process: microtubule anchoring. Gene Ontology annotation, cellular component: ciliary basal body; axonemal microtubule; centriole. Gene Ontology annotation, molecular function: microtubule binding.
AACUGCACAGUAGCGCGAGCUGUCCACUGAGGUAUAAAAGAACGGAGCUUUCGGGCGGUGUUUGUGGGAUUGCAGAAACACGCUAGCCUCCCCCCUCAAAGACAUGAAACGGCUAUGCAUAUGUGAGAUCUGCAGCUGUGGACGCCAUCGCUGCCCCCACCGACCCACAGCUCUGUAUGGAAAGCCCAAUAUGACAUGUGUCCUGACCGAGUACACAGAGAAGUACCCCGCCUAUGGAAGAUACAACCCGCCCCAGAGCCUGAAACCAAAGCCUGUUAACCACGGUGACCGGAGAAUGGAUGGAACUACUACAUUCAAGACUGACUUUAUUCCCUACGUGGUGACUCGACGCCCGGGGAAACAGCAGGCGGAGUACAAACCCAAACCUGGAGACAUAGAUCUGGGGACCACCUACAAACAGGACUACAGCCUUUAUGAGGUCCAACCCUUCGCCCCUUCCAGACCCAGCGAGAGGGUACGCACAACAGGGCACAAAAUGGAUACAGUGCCUACAUACAAAGAGGAUUUCCGACAGUGGGAGAUGUGCAAGCGGGAGCUGAAGAAACCUGACCUGACCUACCACCCGCCAGACGCCAAGUUCGACGGCCACACCACCUUCCAGGACGACUUCCUCUCCCGAGGCCUUGCCCCCAGAGAGAGCUUCAAGCCCUCCAGUAUCCCCAAAAUGUCUGAUACCCCCUUCGAUGGGGUGACCAGUAACCAGCAGUGCUAUGUGUCCCACCCUCUGGAGGCACGCUGGGUGAAGGCUCCAGAGCCCUAUAAACCCAAUAGCCAGCCCCUACAAGACCUCACCACCAACCGAAGAGACUACCAGGGCCUGCCAGGACAGCUGCCCCAGAGCUAUAAGCCUAACCCUGGAAAGGUGACGUCUGACGUUCCCUUUCAGAGCAGCACAGAGUUUAAGGAGCGUUUCCAGCAGUGGCCCGUGUCCCUGCCUCAGCUGCACAAGAGCCUGCAGUACGUCAGCCCCACAGAGCACAUGGACAUGAGCACCACGUCUGGUUCAGUCUACGUCCAACACAACAUCCAGCCCUUCAUCUCUGCCAAGCCCUUCAAUCGGCCCACUAAUUCAUCAGCUCCCUUCCAGGUCUGUACCACCAUGAGGGAUGACUACCAGCCUUGGGAGGUCAAGAGACAGGCCAUGAUCAAGAAGCCUGAAGAGAUGCAGAGAGCCACCGGAAGGAUGGACCACCUCACCACUUUCAAGGCCCAUUUUACACCCCACGAACUGCAGCCCAAUGUGAGCUUCAAGCCAGCUCAUGCCCCCUUGAGGGCUGAUGCCCCAUUGGAGAGCGGCACCAUGUACAGCACAGAGUUCACCCCCAAGAGGAUCAGCGUUUGUCCAGCUAGCUACGACUCCCUGCCGGGCUUCGUGUUUGAGGACAGCGACGACAGGGGACACAGGUUCUACAGGAAGUUGCCAUCUAAGGACUUGAACAAGAUGGCCGCCGGCAUGGCGGUGGCUGUGGUGUCAUAACGUUUGACCAUGAUAUUUGGUGACCAAUGCUUUUAAUCUUAAAAAGAGCGUGUGAAGGCAAAACUACUUUUGUUUGGUCUGUUAUGUUUUCAUUUUAUUUUCCUACUACCUGUAUAGUAAGUAUCAAUGAUGUGAUAAUCAAAUGGAACCAACAAUUAUGAACAAGUCACAAACAGGCCAUUAUAAAAUAAACUUCCCUGUAUUCUGGUUGAUGGUUUCAAUUGAAUAGUUGGCUAAUCUUUGUUUUACAAAUGUUCUAAUCAUUAGUAAUUAAAACAAGCACUUCAUUUCUUAAUGAAUUAUCCUUGUGUAUCCAUGUGCCAAAUUCUGCAUCAAGUCACCAGUCACACAUGUAUUGAAAUUCAAACAAUGCAGAACUUUCAGGGUUAUUUUCAGUCCAAAAGAAUUGUUCAAAGUUUAAAAGACAUACCGGAAACGUCAUUAUAAUCCUGCAGUGUGAUUUCAUUUGAAGGAGGCAAUACAUUUCUUUUAACUAGAGUUUAGACAACAAGCUAUAGAAAAAUAGUGGCCUCUUUAUAAUGCACAUUGUUGGAAAAAAGUUUCAUAUAAAAUCACACUGACAGAUUGAGUCUUAUGGUCUCCCUCUGUGUGUUUAUAAUGAGUAUUACCAAACAAAAUAUCAGGUGAUCAAACUGUCUUUAUUAUCUUAGUAGGUUGUCUUUCUAGAGCCUUUAAAAGUUUUGUUCCAUAAACAUGUUCCUUCAGUCCAGUUAGGAUUCUACAAACGGUAUCCAUGGUAACGUUAUCCAUAUGUUGUCCUAAAUAUCAGUAGCAUUGAUUAUUGUCAGUAUGCAUUUGUUUGAGUGAGUGGCACUUGAUAAUGUGUGCAAAACACAUGACAUGUCUCUACAAAUCAUUGGUGAUUGUAGGUAAAUGCAUGAGAAUUAAACCAGAAGGGAAAGGUAUUAAACACCUGUGAUCCAACAACAGCAAGUGCUUAUUAAUAUACUGUAUGGUUUCUAUCCAGUCUUUUUAAACAGGCGUUAAGACAACUAAAUAAGGUAAGAAAAUAAAGUCCCACAAAAAAUCUACAUACUCUCAAUGUACAAUAUUGCACUUAAAACACAGUAUUUACAAGACAUUUUACAAUGCAGCACAUUGGUUGGAUAACCAAAACAAUACUAAAAAGAAACAGCCCAUUAUUCAAACAGAGAAAUAUGACAGUCAUGUUUUCUCUCGGGGCCCAUCCUAAAUGGCACCGUAUUCCCUACAUAGUGCACUACUUUUGACCAGUACUGCAGUAUGUAGGGCAGUGGUGGUGGGCGGGGCCCGGAACAUCAUUAUAGAAAUUUGUACAAUGCAUAUGGACCACAAGCAAGCAGAAAAAUAGAUUGAAUUGGAAAAUAACAAUAAAUUCAUACCUUGAUUACAUUGAGCCACAAUCACAUAUGUCUCUCUUGUUAUUAGUGGGAAUAGAUUUUGGCCCGCCGUCCACCUGUUUCCGACCCCUGAUGUAGGGAAUAUGAUUGGGUGCCAUUGGGAACACAACCCACACCUCUCUCGGUCACUGCAGUGCCUAUUUAUUCCAAACAGUGAUCAUUUCUGUGGACAAUUAUUAUCUCACAUAAUACAUACUACUGUAUGCACUGUACUCUGAUGAAUAUGUUUCAAAUGUAUGUACACAUUGAAUGUUAACUGUUAUGGCAAAUAUGCAAUAUCCAAUAAAUCAUGUUGAAAUCGCUUUUCCUCCUACUGUCUGACUAGUAGGUUCUAAUGCAAAUGAUUUGGUUCAGAUGGUUGUUUUCUUAUGUCAAUGACGUUCCACUACAAUCUGACAUCCCUUUGCCUUCACACAUGUCAAUGGUCUUAUAGGAGUCUGCAUCACACAUCCAGUUCCUACUGUAUACUGUAUGUACAUGUACAGUCAGUGGUGUAAAGUACUUAAGUAAAAAUACUUUGAAGUACUACUUAAGUAGUUUUUUUCUGUGUAUCUGUACUUUACAUGUACUUCACAACAUUCCUAAAGAAAAAAAUGUACUUUUUACUCCAUACCAUUUCCUUGACAUCUAAAAGUACUUUGAAUGCUUAGCGAGACAGGAAAAUGUUACAAUACACGCACUUAUCAAGACAACAUCCCUG